AUGGACUUGAAACUAUUGGAAACUAUCUCUAUUGCAAUAUGUGUUAAGUUGAAUACAAAUGGCUCUUGCAUUGAAGGGAAUUGUGAAGGAGGUGGUGUGGUAAGGGACAAAGAUGGUAAAUUUAUCAUGGCUUUUUGCUUACCACUGGGAAGAGGAAAUAGUAACCUUGCUGAAGCUGCUUCAUUUUGUUUGGUCCUAAAUGGUAACUGGCAAAGUCCUUGGAGAAUUGAAGACAUUGUCAACAGAAUCAAAUAUUUGAUGGAGCUCAACCAAAUCACUACCAAUCACUGCUUUAGGGAAGCUAACAAAGUUGCUGACAAGCUAGCAUCUUUGAGUCACUCAAAUGGAAAUACUUGA
Lycium barbarum (goji berry) is the source of this 357-nucleotide messenger RNA. RefSeq lists its product as uncharacterized. NCBI's taxonomy places the organism in Eukaryota, Viridiplantae, Streptophyta, Magnoliopsida, Solanales, Solanaceae. The coding region runs from base 1 to 357 and encodes 118 amino acids. The record is from RefSeq and is a predicted model, not a curated record. The transcript is spliced from 2 exons.